AAAUGACAACGGUGUUUUGAUUAGCAGCAAGACAGAGAUUAUAAUCAUAAUCAUAAUAACAAUGUUGAACUCAUGUGGACUUUGGACUGAUAUUGCCACCGUUAGCAACACCAACACGUUUCCCUUUCACCCACACGUGUUCACGCUAGUGGACUUCACCACCGUCGGUCGUGUGUCCCCAUCAGCAGGGGACGUGCACAUCAAACAGGGGGCUGGUGUGUUGGUGUCCACCGCCCAUGACUGCCCCCUGCUGGAAUGUAUGAUGUACAGCUGCCUCUCCCUCACCUUAUCCAUAGAAUCAGGUUAUUAAUGUGAUAAACAUUUGCACAUUUCAAAAAAUCUCAAACAACCGAUACUUCUUACGUAAAUACUCUUCCCAUGAAUACAUUUUGCCAGCAGGACAAACUUCAUCUCAGCGUGUUUACAUGGAGAGACUAUGAGGAAAUUGGCCCCAGAGCACAGACAGCUCUAUGGCUUGCAACAAGGUCACUUCAACAGAGGCUCUGUCCGAGGGGGCCUGUUCAGUCAUCUAUCCAUGCUCAUACGGAAAAAAAACUUCAGCGCGCGGUUUUCUCAACAAUGCGUCUCCACCAUUGCACACAGGUGUCACAAAAAAUGGGUCUUCGAAAUAGAGAGAGACAUCACUGCUCGAUGGUCCAACCUCACCAGGUGAUCGAGACUCAACAACAGGAGGAUGGUGACCUCAUCAGGGCCCGGAAGCUGCCAAAUCCCGUCCUGGCGUCUCACCAAUGCAGAGCCCUUCACCAAGAGUUGCUCUUCUGCCACAGACGAGGUCUCCUGCCGAAGAGAAAGUCGGAGCUGCAGCUUGUUCUGGAACACAAGCAGAGAGAGCAGCACAAGCAGGGGGAGCUGGCCCUCCACCCUCCCUCAGACUUUGAGGAGAAGCUCCGCGCAAUGCAGCAGAGAAUACAAGUCUGUGAGCUGGAGGAGAAGAAAAGGAACGAGAGCCUACAGGACGUACCAGAGUUUGUCCGAGUGAGAGGAACUUUGAAGCACGUGCAAACUUUUUCAUCGUGACAACCAGAGCUACUAGAACAGUUUCCCGUGCUAUCGUCAAGUCAUCUGGAGGAUCAGAAAAUGUAUCAUUUACAGUGUGCAGUAUGAGAUUUGUAUUUCAGAUAGGGAAGACCUCAAGUAAUUAGUCCUAUAGAAUGUCCAACAUUGCCAAGCAUCAAAGAGUGGACUUGUGGACUUCACUUGUAAAGUUAUAUAGUGAUGAAGUUUUCAAGGAAUUUCUUUAAAUCUGAUGUUAUCAUUGUGAGCUGUGGAAAGAUCAUAGACAAUAUAUAGAAUGAGAAUACAAGCGACAGGAGUACAUAUAAAAUGUUUAAUAAAACAUCCGGGGAGGCUGACCAUGUACAUACA
Molecule: messenger RNA, 1386 nt
Organism: Scophthalmus maximus (turbot)
Lineage: Eukaryota; Metazoa; Chordata; Actinopteri; Pleuronectiformes; Scophthalmidae
Product: protein FAM107B-like
Exons: 8
Coding region: 379-1038 (219 amino acids)
Source: RefSeq, a predicted model, not a curated record